Molecule: messenger RNA, 1917 nt
Organism: Cylindrotheca closterium
Lineage: Eukaryota; Bacillariophyta; Bacillariophyceae; Bacillariales; Bacillariaceae
Source: the annotation of a GenBank genome assembly
AUGAGUUUGCCGCCAAAUCGCCAUGCCGGAUCAACUUUUGUCAUUUCGGUGCUGAUCGUUGCUGUCCUCUCCGUAGAGUCCUCUCUGGCCUUUCUCCAAUCGAAGGCGUAUGUCUUUCCAUCAUUGUCUCUGAAGGAUAUCGAAAAGGAUCCUAUGACAGGAUUCUAUGGCACCAAUCAUCACCAUGCUUCUAGCCCAACAAGUCUCUCAGCAACCAAGUCCCCUACCGAAUUCAGUGUCCUUGAUAUUGCCACCGAUGCCCUCUCGAACCCAAGCUACCCACUCCAUACCAAAAACCCCCUUCCAUUUGAAAACCCGGAGAUAUACCGGGAGAAGAAUCCUUUCUAUCGGUCCACCAAGGCUGGUGCCUCCAAGUCCGAGACCACGACUACCACUGGCAGCAAGUCCACCUUCAAGUCGCAACUGAAUGGAUACCAACCCUUUUGGAUGAAGACAGAAGCCAAGCCAGAAGUACCCACUACUGCUACUGCUGCUGCCGACACUUCUACUCGCCAAACCCAAACCAUUGAUCCCAGCUCCCAUAAUGUGAUGAUGUCCUCUGAAACGUCAUUUCCAUUCAGCACCAUGCCUACUCCAAAAGUUUCCAAGAAGACUUUCGCCAUCCCCAAGCCUGACGCUGUCCUUAUGUCAUUCAAUGGCAGUACCAACCGUCCAAGUGAGGAAACAAGUUCAAUCGAUUCUGGACUAAGCAAGAACAAUCCACCCAAGCAUUCUGAGAUGCCUCGCGCAUCAUUGUCCCCACCUUCUGAAAUGUCCAAGAACUUUUCCAAGUCCCCUUCUAAUUCAGCUUCGUUACCAUUCAAAGGCACGAAUAAUGUCCAUGUCGCUUCCGCAGCAGGCGACAAGGGUAUCAAUGAGAUCCAAUGCAAGUACAACGAUCCCAAGACAGACACCAACAACAAUAAGGAUCCACCUCGAACGAAUGGAACUCGGGAAAUUAAGAAACAGUGGCACUCUGAAAUUCCAUCCGCCGUUGCCUCGACAGGCGCAAAGGUGGUCGAGACACUGGCCAAGGCGUAUGCUCAUCCAAGUGCAACAGAAUUGUUGCCAUCUGAAACGGCUUCUGCCGUUGCUCCAGCAUCACCGUCGAGCGGUGAUUCCAAUAAUGCUUAUUCUAUUGAUUGGGAAAGUCGUCUCAAGGCACUCGAACAAGCAGUGACUUCUUUGGCCCAAGGCAAUUCUUCAGCUGAAACAAAUGUUUCGGUGGAUAUCAAGGAUACCUCUAUCGCACCACAAGUUCCUGUUGCGUCAAGAACCUCCUCGCCUCUUAUUGUUGUCCGAAAGGGGGAAAAGAAGAACAACGAUUGGAACAUUAUUAAAAAACUGCGCAACCAAGUCGAAGUCUUGCAAGAUACCCUUCAUGAUAUGCAACACUACGAAACUAAAACUAUUCACUGGAGCAUCCCAAGAAUUGACAAGCAUCUUCGACUGUCGUCGUCCACGACGUUUCGAUCGGAAACUUUUAAUGUUGGAUCCAUUCCGUUUCAUUUGGAAAUAAAAGUCCAAGAGGCGAGUGGAGAAGACGACGAUCAAUCCGUCAGUUUCUUCCUUUACCACAAUCACCGUGAUCGCUACCAUUCGAAUCCGCAAUCACAAUAUUUUCUCCGGCCCUUUCAAAAUGAAAGGUCUCGCAAUAAGCCGAUUGGUUCUGCAGCUGCUCCAAUUCAUAUAGGUGGUUCCAAAUUGAAAAUUGGUGAGUUUGAAUAUGCUUUUGGUGACUCAGCUUUUAUUCAGCUUGGGAAGCAAGACGGCUGGGGUUGGCAACAUCUCAUGAGUCUCAAAGAUUUGAGAGAAUACAAAUGCAUCAAGCGGGGACAUUUGGAUAUGCAAUUCCAAGUUCGCAUGGAACGUGAGAAUCAUGACAGUAGCAGAGUAGGUGUGGCAAUGAUUUCGUAG